This is a messenger RNA of Aspergillus aculeatinus CBS 121060, 2106 nucleotides long. Its product is annotated as ankyrin repeat domain-containing protein. Gene Ontology annotation, cellular component: cytoplasm. Lineage: Eukaryota; Fungi; Ascomycota; Eurotiomycetes; Eurotiales; Aspergillaceae. Gene Ontology annotation, molecular function: protein binding. The coding region runs from base 59 to 1852 and encodes 597 amino acids. The transcript has a single exon. The record is from RefSeq and is a predicted model, not a curated record.
CCCAUCCCUAUCCCCCCUACACUCAACCAGCUCAGCUCAUCUCUCUCAUCUUAUCUCCAUGUCCCUUGCCAUCCUUCCUCCUGAGCUUCUCCUCCUCAUCAUCCCCAGCCUCAGGCAAUGCGACAUCAACGCCCUAGUCCGCACCUGUCGCCAAUUCCACGCCAUCCUAAACCCGCACCUCUACCGCCAGCUCCUCCUCCCCGGCAGCAAGAGCAACCGCCGCGCACACGCCGCGAAAUGCCGACAGCCAGAAGAAUAUGAUUUUCUCAGAACAUUGCGCAGAAGAUGGCUAGAGAGAGAAUCUAAAGAGGGCCAUGGCCACAUCGCCCUCGUUUAUGCUGCGCAAACCAACCAACCCAAAUCCAUUGACCAUGUCAUCGCCGCUGCCAGUCGUUUCAACCUCUCACUCGAUCUAGAUGGAAGAGAUCCGCAAUUCGGGCUCACGGCCCUAGAUUGGGCUGCUGUUUUUGGCCAUGUUCACAUUGCUGAGACUCUAUUGGGGCUCGGCGCAACUGUUCGCGGCCGGGAUCAAUCCUCGAGUCUGGCACUUGCCGUGGAAAAUGGCCAUGUCGCGAUGGUCGAGCUGCUGCUCCGCCAUGGGGCGCCUCCGGGCUCAACAAAUAAACUUCUAGGCGAGACGGUCCCGUUGAUGCGCGCCGCACGGCCUUCUCAAUGCUGGCAGGCGGUCCCGCUCAAGCUGAACGGGAAAUUAGAUGCGAGCCAAUGGCCAUGCGAAAACAGUCAGUCCAGUCAGGCUGGCCCGCCUCAGCCACAGGGGUCGGAGAAAAGGCUGCGCCGGCGCAAAAAGAUGAAGGGCAAGCGUCUUAUCGCGGUUCGAUUCGGCGGCCCUAAAGGAUUGCGGGACCCCGCUGACGGCCCGGAUGUACCGCCCGGUCUGCCAUGGUGCGCGGGCUCGGCGUAUGAAACAAUCCUCGACCUUCUGCUUCAAUACGGGGCGGACCUAGAGGAUCAAGGCUCACUGAACAAGACGGCGCUAGCGCAAGCGGCCGAGAAUGGGUUUACUCCCAUUGUGAAGGCGCUUCUGGAUCGCGGGGCAUCCCCACAUCCGGUCUACGACGUCCGGAGACCGCAGCGGCCGCGCAUGCUGCGACGGUGGUCGCUCUGCUGUGCUGUGCAAGGCGGACAUCUGGACGUCGUCCAGCUGCUGCUGGAGCGGGGAGCGGACCGGGACCUCGGCGAUCUCGAUUGCAUCGAGUCCGGACUUUCCCCGCUGUCAUGCGCUGCGGAUCGAGAUAGGGAGGCCAUUCUGAGGGCGCUGCUCGCCGCGCUCGAUAAGAAGUCGGAGCUGCCACGCCCAACAGGGAACUGGAUGCCUCUAGUAUGGGCAGCAUCGGACGCUCACGCCUCCGUGGUCAAGCUUCUCCUGGAUGCGGAGGCGAGGUAUUGGCCCAAUGCCCGCCUAUCGCAUGCGACUGCCCUCUGGAAUGCGACUCUGGACGGAAGAGAGGAGGUGGUUGCCCUCUUACUCGACGCGGGCGUGGAUUUCCAAGAGGUACACCGGCGAGCACCAGACGACCCACAAGGCACGCUCUCCUGCCUUCAUGCGGCGGUGAUGUCGAAGCAUUACGGGACCGUUGCGCGCAUGCUGGCUUGGCCGGGGCUGGACGUCAACCAGCGCAAUCAGCACGGGUUGACGGCCUUGACGGUCGCGGCGCGCCAGAAGGACGAGGCACUGGUCCAGCUGCUGCUGGAGCACGGGGCCGAUCCUGCGUUUCAGCAUGUCUCGGGGCCCGUUCCACGCCGACGUGCUCGACCGAUCUUGACCGGCAUUGAGUCUUCCUUUUCCGUUCCUGUUGCCUGCGCUUUCCGGCCUCUUAACCACCAGCCUUGAGUGGCUUUAGGAGACGAUGAGGCUGAUGUAACGUCCUUGGCGAUGGAUGUAUCACGGAUUGGAGCUGGUUGUCUAGACUACUGGUUCGACUUUGGGUAGUAUGUCUGAUCACCUUGUCCUUGGUUGACAGGGCCUAGGAUGGACCUUUUCGGGAUGUUUCGGGAUUUAUGAAAAUAUGUAAAGCGUACACAAUCCGCACGCUAAUGCUGGAGUCUUGCCCGUUUACCGCGCCGUCACUGGCUGGACACUCCAUG